Aspergillus vadensis CBS 113365 is the source of this 2295-nucleotide messenger RNA. RefSeq lists its product as uncharacterized. NCBI's taxonomy places the organism in Eukaryota, Fungi, Ascomycota, Eurotiomycetes, Eurotiales, Aspergillaceae. The record is from RefSeq and is a predicted model, not a curated record. Bases 218 to 2179 code for a protein of 653 amino acids. The transcript is spliced from 3 exons.
CCUCUGUUCUGGUACAGACCAGUCGGUCCGUUGCCACACGAUUGUCGCACCUCUGCUUCCAUUUGCUUUGGCAUUUCUGUCCUUGGCUCUCCCUAUAGCCUUUUACUGCACCAGCUCGUUACCUCACUCACAAGGCUGCUCUGGUGAUUACCUUGCGCUCGUGAUCACGCAGGGCAGACAACACUGACCGGCGUCGUGCGCCCCGGCACCCGGCGCAAUGGCUUACAACAGCUUCCCCAACAGUCCUUCUUACUCGCAGUUUGGAAGCAUGAACCAUGCCAAUCCAACUGAAAAUGGCGCAUCACCUUACACUCCUCCGUACCCUGCACAAUAUGGGCCGGAGCAGGUGAAUAUGCCUCAGCCUCAAGUUCCUCCUACCUCCGCUUCUCCGACAGGUUACUAUCCGAAACCUUCCUACGAGCCAGCUCCAUGGCAGCAACAGCAGCAUCAGCAGCAGCCACCACCUCCUCCUUCAGGGAGGAUCAACGAGGCUGUGAAUUCGGCCUUUCGCCAGGCUGACUCUCCAGCCUAUUUGUCUCCAGAGGUGGUCUCUCAGAUAACUGCGACGGUGAUACAACAGCUGAAAGCGACGGGGUUGGACAAUUUGCAAAAUGAUCAACAGCCGUCACCACCACCGCCGCCGCAAUGGAGUCAUCCAGCUACAGCCGCCAUGUAUGGUGAACCGUCUCAUUCGCCUAGGCCGCAGAAUACCCCUCCACCACCGCCUAAGAUUCCACAGGGUAACCCGGAAUACCAAGCACCUGUGCCGCCUGUGCAUCCCAGCAGCCCUCAUUUAUUCUCCGGACCAUCCGUGGGGCAGCCGGGUGAAAGACGCGGAUCGCCGACAAGCCAGAGUCAGGUCAGCGACCAUCACCAGAGCAUGGAGUCCCGACCAAAGCCGCCAUCGAGGGAAGCUACGGUAACUGAAAUGACAACGUUGGACAAAGUAUGGGGCAAGUUCUUCGAGGACGGGAAGCCUACAGAAAAGCUCAGCAUGCUAUUGCGCGGCAUCGCAGUCCACCUUAUCGAGAAUUACCCGCCAGAGAACACACUCGUCGUAGUUCCUGAGAAGAUGAAACAGUUCUAUGCAGAUACAAGUGUGUCGUCUGAUCCAUACCCUUGGGAAGACAUCUUUGACGACCGUACAUCCCAGAUCUCGAGGUUGCUGCGAAGGCUUGAAGUGGAACAUCAUCUCGUACAACAUAAACUCCAUGAGAGGCCUGAUAUCCCGGGCCUGACUCCUCGUGGUUUUGCUCGCUGGGCUACCUUAAUGAUUCAGGCCCAUCCUGAGAAAGAGUACGAGCGCUUCCAGAAAGCGCUGUUGAACAUGCCCAUCAACAACCCCGACAACAGGAGCGAGAGACUGCCCAAGGAGUUCUCAAGGCGCUUGUUCCCCGAUGCCCCAGACCUUUCGUUGAGGGAAGAGAUCGAUCAGAAAAUCAUGGAAUUUUGCAACGUCGACUUGCCGCCCAUCACCGAGGAUGAGCUGAAAAAGGUUGCCGCACAGCGUCACAAGAAGUCUGCACACAAGGCAUCAGUGAGCUCCGUCGACUCAACCGCUUCAAUGGGAGAGCGUGAGCGUCAACCCUACUAUAGCACAUCAUCUUCUGCCAUUGUCGAUGAUGAGGACAAAGAGGUCCCAUCGCGGCCCAUUGAACGGGAGAGAAAGCCCUACACUGCGCAUCCUGGAGGUGGUAAAGUGUACGAAGAUAAAGCACCCAGCCAUCGCCAUGCGAACUCGAUGUCUGCAGGAUCUGGCUCUAAAGAUAGCCCGAUCGAGAUCGGACCCCGGAUGUCAGAGACGCACCUCCACACCGGGACUUCACGACCCACAACUACGUUCGGACGAUCUCGCAGUCCGUCACGGGGUGCUCAUACAGGCGGCGACUACAGACACUCCGAAAGCGACCUAUUAGGCCAUGGUAGUGGCUCUCGAUACGGAGGGUUGUCGGACAAUGACUACUACUACCCCUCAACCACGUCUGCCCUCCCAGGAGACAUCGACGACAGUCGCAAAUACCACAACCUUAGCCCCGACCAUGGCGAUAGGCGACUAUACGAUGCCCUGCGGAAUCGAGACAGCGAACGAGAAAAGAUCAAGCGCAGCAGCUGGGGCGGCGACGAGGAUUACUAUCGCGCGGCCACCGGCUACGACUAUAAACCGUAUGGGUAUAGGUGAUAUUGAUAUGCUGACCGUGUUUGACCAUUAAUAUUUAUCGUUCUGGCGCGCUUUUUGUAAGAAAAGAGAUAUCCGUUUAUGAGUUAUGACUUAUGAUAGCGUUCAUUAUUACUCUU